Molecule: messenger RNA, 6799 nt
Organism: Varroa destructor (honeybee mite)
Lineage: Eukaryota; Metazoa; Arthropoda; Arachnida; Mesostigmata; Varroidae
Product: roquin-2-like
Biological process (GO): protein polyubiquitination; ubiquitin-dependent protein catabolic process; nuclear-transcribed mRNA catabolic process, deadenylation-dependent decay
Cellular component (GO): cytoplasmic stress granule
Molecular function (GO): metal ion binding; mRNA binding; ubiquitin protein ligase activity
Source: RefSeq, a predicted model, not a curated record
AGGGUGAACGAUGCCCACUGAGUCCAAUGUACAGUAUUUAUUCAGCGCUCCUGACUGAUUACCUGGUUCGAGUUGUCAGCUGCUAUUGCCGUUUGCUUGUUUCGGAGAGGGCGGGCAGCCCGGACAGCCCUGCUGCGCUCCUGGAGCGAGUACUUCAUUGAACGGCAGCAGAAGGCGCCGCAGUUCGUUGAGACGACACCCGACUGCGCGACGGCCUUUGGCAUUAACUGCCCAAGGUAGAUCCCCGCACGAAACCAGCCACUAGCUAAACUGACCAAGUAACAAGCUCGUAGAUUCGCCAACACUCUUCUCAAUUCAUCACGGCGCGUUUAGUUACCGUCGCUAGUGGCUCUGUAUUGCUGGUGGCUAGCCAGAGAGCCGCUGUUGUCUUACUACGACCGCUGCGGUGAGCACAGGGCUAAAUGAGCAGCCGAGUGUACUCGAAUAGGGCGGCGGAGCUCCAGUAUAUUAGAAACAAGUGUUUCCUUUGUGGUACAUUAUCUCUGGAACUAGUUACUCUGUAGAAGGUUGUAGGUCCUGCGACAAAUCUGCAGGCUCCCAGGCCGAGCUUGCAGUGCCGUGUGUGCAAUUUUGUUUAACUGUGUGCGUGUAGUUGUAUCUGUAUACAAAUUAAAUUGUAGGAGAUUUCUUUGCGGGUGGGUGCACCGGCUUCUGUUCUUUCUAGUCUAUUAUCAGCGAAGUGACCCAAAUCUGCUGUCGAGGAACUAAUGAUGAAAACGCCGUCGAUUACGUGCAUUUUACACAAAUAUAAAUGCUAUGGAAGCUAGUUUCAAUAAAAACUAGUACGCGUACGAUACGCUAGUACUACUUGUAUACGCCGAUAUGUGUCGAUGGAGUGCCUGAUAAAUCAAUGGCAUUGUUACGUAGGUCAACGAGAUUUCGUUGCUGGUCUUGUUGCUCGUGUUGUGCACCGCCACGAACAGUGGAACUUCGUCUCCUGCAAUCGUGACCAUGGUCGCCACCAAUAGUCACCCCUUGCGCCAAAAAGGACCAUGGUGGUGAGCGCUUUGAGCCUGCUCAUUAAUUAUCGCUGCUCUGAGGGUUUAAAGUACGGAGGAAAAAAGGACAAACUCUCCAGUGUUUCUCAUAUGAAUAGGUUGAUAACGUGAGUGCUUGUCAUAGUAUCUCUAGAGUCAAUAAGGCAAAGCAAGAUCUGCAGAUGUGGGAAAACUUCGUCCAACCAAUAUGUCCACUGGAGCUUCAGUCACGACUCUCACAACUGCUAUUACAACACGGUCACCACCCGCAGUGAUCAUCCUCGAGUGUCCAUGUUGUGAGCGCGAAUUCUCCCUACAAAUCCGACGCCCUCAGGUCCUUUCCUGCGGACACACAGUGUGUGAGCUAUGUUCGACGACAGGACGACACCGCGAAACGUGCGACUCACCAGAACAUGAUGUUAUCAGUGAAAACCUUAUCUUACUACAGUUACUCGGUGAGCGACGGGAGAAUAGUGAAGAUAUUGACUACUUCAUCUCGAUGGCGUACAGACAAAUCUGUUCAUUAGCCAGCCUCCUCCGACCAUCACCAAACGCGCAUGCAGCCGUCCUGAGUCGGCCGAUGUUGCGAAAGCUUUUGGCAUUCGUUAAUUCGAAUCUUGAAGAACCCUUCGGACUACAUAAGGCAUUGAAGGCGGCUCGCUCGUUAGCUGAACGUUCGCUUGUUGAGGUCAUCCUCGAGCAGCAGUCUUCUGGCCAACUGACGGCAUCCCUCUGGGCAGCGGUAAGAGCUCGUGGUUGUCAGUUCCUUGGUCCGGCAAUGCAGGAAGAGGUUCUGAAGCUGGUCCUGCUCGCGCUUGAAGAUGGAUCUGCACUUUCAAGAAAGGUCUUGGUGAUGUUUGUUGUUCAACGUUUGUCAACACUGUUUCCGCAUGCUUCGAAGACCUCGAUCGGUCAUGUCGUGCAACUUCUAUAUCGGGCUAGCUGUUUUGUCGUCGCGAAGCGUGACGGUGAUUCUUCACUGAUGCAGCUCAAAGAGGAGUUUCGUACCUACGAAUCCUUACGACGUGAACACGAUGCCCAGAUUGUUUCGAUCGCCUGCGAGGCAGGAUUGCGUAUCGCCCCGGAGCAAUGGAGCAGUCUUUUAUAUGGAGACGGAACACACAGAUCUCACAUGCAGAGUAUCAUUGAUCGUUUACAGGCUCCGCAAUCGCUCGAACAGACCACUAGAGAAUUAUCGUCCUUAGCCACGAGAGCCAAUCACCUACCGCUGGCGUCCUUGCUUCAGCUACUGCAGCAACCUCUCAAGAUUCUCGAAUGGCAGCCGGACGAAGUAGCUUCAUCGGGAGGAAAGGCUGUCUUCGAUUUCAUAUCUGCAGCCGUCUCUACUGUGCAUUGCUGUCUCUCACUCCUCCAGCAGCAGCAGCAGCAAGGGAGCGGUCCUAAGAUAAAUGGUCUUCCUUCACCUAUUUCUGCCUCCCAUCCAUUCCAGCAACAACCCUCGCAGCAGCAGCAGCAUCACUCCACGAGGAGCACCAAUAUGAACUGUAGCACAAUAAACAACAAUAAUAACAGCACUGCUAAUUGUAACGUCUGUAGCAGCAGCAGCAGCAGCAGCAGCGGCGGUGGUAACAACAACGGUCACAAUGUCGAUGAACAUCUGUAUAAUGGCAGCUCGAAUAACGGAAUAACACCAGCUGUAUCGCCAUUGCACCCGUCUCCUUAUCCGGCUUAUAAAUAUAAAGUGAAUCUUUGUCGAGAUAUGAAUCAUUUUGGGGUUUGUCCACGGGGCGUCGUCUGCACGUUCGCUCACUCUAUUCGGGAGCAGGAGCAUUUUCGGACACGCGGCAAACAGCACAGCAGACCUCAGCAACAGCAACUUCACUUGACCCCGUCUCAGCAGCCUCGCCAUCACCAGCUACAGCCGCAACAGAUUCGUCCGUAUCAUCAUCAGCCCCCCCAGCAUGGACAACGUUAUCCAGCAGCGGUGGUGGCAACGACUACCGAACAAGCGGCACAGCAGACCCCUAUUAUAUUUCACUCUCUAACUGAGCCGCCGUCCCCGCCAUCGCAGCCACGUCAUCGCCAGCAGCAUCAUCAUUAUCAUAAUCACAGUCAUCUUCAGAGUCCGCAGUCACAGCUCCACUCCACAGAACCAGCGGCCUCUGAUGCCCGAAGGCAGGUUGUCGACGCGAUCGAGGCCACUCCUCAUUAAGACGACUGGCUUCAAGCGAUCCGCACGCUACAAGACCCUGCGGCGCGUCUGUAUAAUGCAUAAGAGUAUCGACAUUAAGGAUCAUAACAAAUUUUCAUUAAAUCAGGGCGCCGGGCCGCGCUUGAUGGCGGUACUGGACGUAAAAUUCGAAGAGUUGAUUGACCGAUCGUUUUUGUUGAGACUAGAAAAUUUUAAGCGGCAAAUUUUUCGGUGCCGAUUGCCGCCCUUAAAUCGGAACGUUGUACGCUUUUCGUUAUCGUUACAGGUGAUAAUGGCAGACGGUGGGUUUGUUGUGUACGUACAAUAGGGACAGGGCAUGGUGAUGAUGCGUGGUCGUGAAAAGACUUUUAGCCAAAAGCCUAGAAGGGACCUUUUUACUGUUCGAAGUUGAUAGCAUUGAAGCAGCAUAAAACGAUUAAGGUGGUGAAGUAUCUUUUUGUUAGCAGAUUCCGUUGAUUGCAGCGGCGAUUAUUAAUAAACGAAUAGGCCCACAUUAGACCUGCGGUUGAAGGCGAAUGUCACUAACAGUAUAGUUUAUAGGUUUAGUCCUUCGGGAAAAGCAUUUGCGUUAUUGAUGGCACAGUACCACUAAAUGGUUUUGUACAUUUCCCAUAUCAGCUGUAAGCGUGCACACUCCAGUCAUGUGGCUGAUAUCUUGUCCUAUUCUUUAAGUAAUUAUUAUGGCAAGUUUCUACUCUAGGCAGGACAGAAGAAGCACCUGCUUAUUACGAAUGAUUUUUGAGUUUUUCGUCUGCGUGAGUGAGUGAGAAGGUUAUGCCUGCUGUGUGUGACAGACUGGUUCUCUCGAGCUUUCGCGCUCGUCAUCGACGCCCAGAUCGCACCGUACGACGUGAGCGAAGGAUUUUCUCAGUAAGAUUUCUACACUAGUGUAAUGACAUACAUUUAUACAACAUCUAGUAGAUAAAAAUCCGUAUAGCUGGUGCAUUGCGAAGACAAAUUUCGUCUGACGGCAUGAAAUGGUGACCGUGCAAAGAGCAAUAGAGAAAAAAUUAUAUAUUUACCAUUGAUUAUUAAGUAGCUGGUUACACAAAAAGGAACCGUUCGUAGGCUACAGCUCUAUUAUAUGACAGACCACACUAUAAAGGAAAAAUUACAAUAUUGAUCAAAAUUAGCGUGCGAUAAACUGCAACAUACUAAGAUCGAAUGGAUUUUUUUAAAAACAUCAAUAAGGUUCUUUGAUGUGAAAAUGUUCAUGUGUACACAAGUAUAAAUGGGUAAAAACAUGAGCGGCUUUCUAACCGGCGCUCAAUAUUCGAUCAUAGUUAUUGCAAGGAUAACUAUUGAUGGCAUUUUACACCGAUAACGUCGUCAAAGGAUUUCUUUAUGUGUGGGGGGAGGAGGGCGGCGACAUUUUCAAGCGUUUGCCCGUACACUUAAAAAAAAAUACAACUAACAGCGAAUGCAUACGUUUACUUCGACCAUCGCUACCGAACGCUUAUAGGCUGGACCAUAUAUUCCACGGAAGCUAUUGAUAGUGGGGUUCCUACUGAGAGUUGUCCAGGUCCAAGGAUGAUUUAAAGGGAGCUAGCGUACGACCAGUGAACGGACUGUGGUUUCUCGCUAAAAAAAAAGUAACGAUUUUGAUAGCCUAACGCUUGCAGUAUCGAGGUGCUACACCUGUAGGGCAAAGCACUUCGAUUGUUUCGCCUGUACGCGCCAUAGGCACGAACAACAGUAUUUACGUCAGAUUCAGGUCAUGAAAAUAACAUUGGGUGGGCUUGUAUUUGUUUCUCAGAAGCGAAUCUUUAUGGCCAACUAACCUGAAUGAAUUUAAAGUGAAAGUUUUCACGCAUUGUUCGUUCUCAUUUUGAAUGAAUCAAUAUUAUAUUUGCCCUCUAAUCAGUUAUCGUCCGUAAUUAGCGCCAUAGUUCAGGGCACUUGUGCUUGUCUCUUUGAUGGCAUCGACUACCUGAACAUUGUAGGAGAGGUACAGCGUAAAAAUUCUAUUAGUCGAGAGCGAAGCACGACCAUUUGCAUAGCUUUUACGAUUAGUAUGAUUGCUGUUGCUGUUGUUGUUGUUGUUGUUGUUGUUGUUGUUGUUGUUGUUGUUGUGAAUGUACUUAAUGAUACAGUGCAUGCCAAAGGAAGUAAACUAUGAACGCUGCAACAUCAUCAUAACACUCAUUGAUGCUCUCUAUACGAUUAUUGUAUCUGGUUGGUUUUUUGAAUUACUUAUCUAGUUAAUCAACUGAUAAUCGUUGUUUAUGCUGCUGAUAAUUAUAUCGUUGUUGAUGUUGUAGAAAAGCUCUAGUUGUUAUAUAGCAAUUAACUAUAUACACAUCGAUGGAAGAUAUCAUCAAGUGCUUGGGCCUCUACCUCUUUAUUCAUGUCAUCGUAAUAAUAACUAAACGUAGCAGUAAUUUAUCUAGAUGAGAUCGUGUACGUGCGAGGCAUUACGAUGGAGGAAAGAUUUGAGAGGUAGCAGUAACGCGACCACUCACAAUCUUCAUCUGGCUCUUGUCUCAAUUCGAGAGGCGAUAUUUUCGUUGCUAGACGUUCGUCAUUUUGCCAAAGUCAGCAGUAAUUAUCGCAAGCUAAAAUGAUCAAAGACCAUUUGCUAUCGAAUUGAAGAAAAAUUCGUUUGCAUUUGCUCGUUGUAAAUAUAUUAGUGACUGCAAAUAUACACUUUUUCCCUGUUUUUAAUACUCGUAUAUAUAUAUAUAAAUAAGUGUAUACAGGUGUUUUUUUUAAUAAAAAAUGAAUGGCAUUCAUACAUCUAUUUGCAUAUACCUCCGAUCAUCUAACAUGGAAGCAAACUCAUUUGGAACGAUAUGUUUCUGUCUGAUACCCGGACAGUCGAAGAUGAUCACCCGACAAAUAACAGCGAAUCGAGUUUCGUAAACCCUAUCGCUCCAGGAGCUUACUACUACUACUAUAACUUACACUGAAAUUAAGUGACAUUACAUCAAAGGCACUCAUCAAGUUAGAAGAAUAUGUUAUUGAUAAUAAACAGAAAAACAGUCGGUUGUGCGAGCGGUGAAUUGUUGAACGCAAGUUAUUCGUACGGGAAUGAUUGAGUGAUGCCCUACCAUCGACACAUCCCUCCCGUUACCUUACGACAAAAAUAGCGGCCAAUCUCAAUGAUAAUAAUAAUAAUAAUAGUAGUUUUAGGUUACAAUAGUUUGUAUUGACUGUACAUCAAUGUCUGUAAACAUACAUACGCUUUUUUAAUCACUAAGUUUAAGGGUGUGGACAACGUUUAAAAUAUGAUCGCAGAAUUCUCCCCUUAUACACCCUUAUACACCUUAUUCCCCCCCCCCUGACACAAACUGAUCGUCACUCAUAUAAGCUCCCCUGUAAUAUGAAAGUUUGAUACGAGAAAUCUUUUCAAAAGCAUAAGAGCGCUGCACAAAGCAGAAAGGUGUCAGUCUUUUUGCCAAGGCAGUUUCUAUAGCCUAGCGACCUUCUGUCUGAAAACCGAACACAGUAUGGAAAACCUUUUUCCUUUAAGCAGUCUGUUCGUUUGUUACUAGAGAAGAUUUGAUGUAGAAGGGUAUAGAUACCCUCCGUGAUAACCAUAAACGUCAAUUACAGUUACAGAAAAUAAAGCGGUAUUUCAGAUUAAACAAUUUUUUACCUCCAAAAAUCGAUCUGCUCAUUCCGUGUU